Molecule: messenger RNA, 4248 nt
Organism: Panicum hallii
Lineage: Eukaryota; Viridiplantae; Streptophyta; Magnoliopsida; Poales; Poaceae
Product: enhancer of mRNA-decapping protein 4-like
Exons: 13
Coding region: 124-3984 (1286 amino acids)
Biological process (GO): deadenylation-independent decapping of nuclear-transcribed mRNA
Cellular component (GO): P-body
Molecular function (GO): protein binding
Source: RefSeq, a predicted model, not a curated record
UGCAAAAUCACACUCUCCUCGUCUUCCUCCUCUCCCCCUCUGGCACACUUCUCUUCCGGUGCUCCUCCGCCAUUUCCCUUCAUCCCCACCGCAGAUCCACACCACCACCCCUCACCGCCUCAGAUGGCUUCUCCGUCGGGGAAUCCUAACCCCGCUCCCAGCGCCCCCUUCGAGCUCAGCAAGCUCUUCCGGCCGCCGGCAAACCCUAACCACCCCACCACCGCCCCGACCCCCACCGGCGUCUUCCCGGGCUCGCCUGUCCCCGCUACCGGGCCAUCGCCCACAGGGCCCUACUACCACCCGCCGGCCACCCCGCCCUUCCACCGUGGCAGUUACCUCCACUAUCCCAACGACCCCCACAGCUUCCACCACCCCGCCGCGGCCGCCUUCGCCAACGCUAACUCCACCGCAAACCCUAUCCCGAACCCAGGCCCGGGCCCGAACCCGGGGGCGCGGCUCAUGCAGCUUCUCGGUAACACCGCGCCCACCCACCUGGAGUCGGCGUCGUCCAUGCCGCCCUCGUCAGAGUUCUCCGCGGUCCCUGCGGGGGCGCUCCCGGCAUCGUCGUCCGCGCCACCGGCGAGGAUGCCCAGCAGCAAGAUGCCGCGCGGGAGGCUGCUGGGUCUCGGGGACCGAGCAGUGCACGACGUGGACUCGCGGCUGCCAGGGGAGGCAGAGCCGCCACAGCUGGAGGUGACGCCCAUAACCAAGUACACCUCGGACCCCGGGCUGGUCCUCGGCAGGCAGAUCGCCGUGAACAGGACGUACAUCGUGUAUGGGCUUAAGCUAGGCAACAUCCGUGUGCUCAACAUUAACACCGCGCUCCGCUCCCUCCUUCGGGGGCACACACAGAGGGUGACGGACAUGGCCUUUUUUGCAGAAGAUGUCCAUCGUCUAGCAAGUGCAAGUGUAGAUGGGCGGGUAUACGUUUGGAAGAUUGAUGAGGGACCUGAUGAGGAAAAUAAAUCUCAAAUCUCAGGAAAGAUUGAAAUCGCCAUCCAGAUUAUAGGAGACGCUGAAACCUAUCAUCCGAGAAUAUGUUGGCACUCUCAUAAGCAAGAGAUUCUGUAUGUUGGAAUUGGAAAUUUCAUCCUAAGAAUAGACAUAACAAAAGUGGGAAGAGGAAGAGACUUCAAUACGGAAGAGCCUUUAAGAUGCCCACUUGACAAGCUCAUUGAUGGUGUGAGCGUAGUUGGUAAACAUGGUGGAGACAUUACUGAUAUCUCCAUAUCUCAAUGGAUGACUACACGUCUGGCUUCAGCAUCAAAAGAUGGCACGGUAAAGGUCUGGGAUGAUCGAAGGGUAGCCCCUCUGUCUGUGCUGAAACCACAUGAUGGUCAAGCUGUUUACUCGGUUUCUUUCCUUACAGCACCUGAACGACCAAAUCAUAUAAAUCUUGUUACAGCAGGCCCGCUCAACCGAGAAGUAAAAAUUUGGGCCUCCACUAAUGAAGAAGGCUGGUUGUUGCCAAGUGACUUGGAGACAUGGAAAUGCACUCAAACGUUGGAACUUGUUAGUUCUCUGGAACAUAGGUCUGAGGAGGCAUUUUUCAACCAAGUUGCAGUGUUGCCACAGGCUAGCCUUAUAUUGCUUGCAAAUGCCAAAAAGAAUGCUAUUUAUGCUGUGCAUGUUGAGUAUGGUCAAGAUCCUGCCUCAACUCGGUUGGACUACAUAGCAGAUUUUACUGUUACAAUGCCCAUUUUGAGUCUCACGGGAACACAUGAAACCCAUCCUGAUGGUGAACAAAUUGUUCAAGUUUAUUGUGUCCAGACAAUGGCUAUCCAGCAGUAUGGGUUGGAGUUAUCACUCUGUCUUCCUCCUACAGCUGAUAACACUGGAUCUGGAAGAGACCCUGCUCUUCCUCAUUUAAACGAGAGGCUUCCAGAAAUGGCAGCACUGGAGCCUUCCACAGGAACUACUCCCGUUGAAUCUUCUAUUGCUGUUUCAACUAAGCCAUCAAAUGACAGUCAGGGCACAGCUUUUACAUCAAAGAUGAAUCAGGCUGGAUCUCCAGUUGUCUUAAGUAGACAUCCUUCAGUGGGUGAUCGUGAUGCGGACCAAUCAUCUUUUGGUAGAAAGGAUAGCUUCGGAAAGGAAGAGCCAAGAGGCGUCCAGAGUGAUGGUAUAACAAUUUCUGAUCCUCGUCCUGUGUUUCAGGGGGGAGGCCAUGCUACGCACUUGAUAACUCCAUCUGAAAUUAUUUCAGGUGUGGUCACUUCUGCAGAAACGGUUGCAAGUGGCACCUCGCAGAAUGUGGAAGCAGAGGCAAAACAUGUAGAUGUGAGAAAAUCAAAUCAAACUGUUGAACUUGAGGCUGGUAAGGAGACCCAAAUUCUUCCUGAAAAAAAAGAGAGAUCUGUCAUGCCUUCAGAGCAAACUGUAGAUGCGGUCAGUGAACGCACAAUAACUGACAAGUACAGUGUAGAUGAUUCACAGUCUCUGCCUGAUAGAUCAGUACCGACUCUUUUGAAACAGUCUUCUGGGGCUGGAGAUGAAAGUGUUGUGAAGAGAGCAACUGAAGCUUCUGAGGAAACUGAACACCCUUGCGCCUCAAGGGAUUUACCAUUACCCUCAGCUAUCAAAGAGGGGAAAAUCAUACAUCCUCAAGUGUCUGGGCAGUUAUCUCCUUCUACAAGCACAUUCAACUCUGCUGAUUCCUCGCAAGAACCUCGAAUCAAUGAGAACCCUCCUAUUGAUCCCUCCCUGCAAGCUGCAGCUAUUCAAGGAUCGCUGCAACAGCUUAUGGCCACAUAUAGUAACCUGCAAAAACAGUUGAGUAUGCUUGUGUCUGCUCCAAUUGCAAAGGAAGGCAAAAGAAUUGAGGCAUCACUUGGUCGAAACAUGGAAAAGUCCAUCAAGGCUAACAUUGAUGCCAUGUGGGCCCGUUUCCAGGAGGAAAAUGCAAGGCAUGAAAAAUCUGAAAGAGAGCGAAUGCAGCAGAUGGCUACUCUAAUCGCGAGUUCUGUAAACAAGGAUAUUCCUGUUAUGCUGGAGAAGUCAUUAAAGAAAGAAAUAUCUUCACUGGGGCCUGCUGUUGCUCGAACAACCGCACCUAUCAUUGAGAAGCUCUUGUCUUCUGCUGUGUCUGAUUCACUUCAGAAAGUGCUGGGUGACAAGGUUGUUAAUCAGCUAGAUAAGUCUAUAAGCACAAAACUUGAAGCUAGUGUUGCUAGGCAGAUCCAAACACAGUUCCAGACAUCCGCCAAGCAGACACUUCAGGAUGCGUUCCGCUCUAGCUUUGAGUCGUCAGUUAUUCCAGCGUUUGAACAAUCAUGCAAGAAAAUAUUUGAGCAAGUAGAUGGUUCAUUUCAGAAAGGCAUGUCUGAGCACAGUGCUGCUAUCCAGCAGCAGGUCCUGACAGCACAUACUCCAUUAGCACAAACUCUAAGGGAAGCAAUCAAUUCAGCGUCAUCCAUGAACCAGGGUGCUACAUCAGAGUUACUUGAUGGCCAGCGCAAGCUUUUGUCACUAUUUGCAUCAGCAAGCCCAACAUCACAGAGCACAGGUGCUUUGCAGCCCAGUAACGGACCUGUGAUGAAUCUCCCUGAGGUUGAUGCUCCAUUGGAUCCUAUGAAAGAACUAGGCCGACUGAUUGCUGAGCGGAAAUUCGAUGAGGCAUUUACAAUGGCUCUUCAAAGAAGCGAUGUCUCUAUAGUUUCUUGGUUGUGUUCUCAGGUUGAUUUGCAAGCAUUGUGUGGGACAGUUCCCAUCCCUCUGAACCAAGGGGUUCUCCUAGCCCUUUUCCAGCAGCUAGCGUGUGACAUUGCCAACGACACGUCCCGGAAGCUUCAAUGGAUGACAAAUGUUGCUGUGGCAAUACAACCAACAGAUCCGAUAAUCGCAAUGCAUGUAAGGCCAAUAUUCGAACAAGUCUAUGGUGUCCUGGCACACCAGCGGUCGCUGCCAACAACCAAUGCAUCAGAUGCAACAAAAAUCAGCUUAAUCAUGCAUGUGAUCACCUCAGUGCUGAUGAGCCACAAGUGAUGAUGUAAGGCGCAUUCUGACACUGCAUCUUUGUACAUAGAAAAUUUUGCAUAGCAAAUGAAACUGAAAGAAAGGGUGUGACACAUUGUGCCCGACAAGACUAAGGCUAGUUAGUAGUGUGGAAGGUAUCUUCCGGUGUAAAUUGGUCAUGUGUGACAUGGUACUGAGUUGCAUUUCGAUGUCGGGUUCAUUACCUUGGGUGUUGGGUUACAUGGAUCUGUUCUGUCCAGCUCAAAUGCUAUAUUUCCUGUACCUUCAUAACUA